CUGACCUCAUUGACUAUCGCAUUAUGUCACACACCGAGAAAACAAUACAGAAACCAACACUCGGACUUCAAGUCAUCUUCUGGCCGUGUCCUGUUGUGAGGUUCGCCGUGGAUUUCCUGGCCCUGUCUUUGUAGAAUCUAAAGCGCAGUGUGAUUCACUUUUUGAAACUCGCUCUGCCUAUACUGCAGGACUUACUCUAAUUCGCGAUAGAGAGUCCAUCAUAUUUCUCGCUACUUUGUCUCCUCCAAGCUGUCAUCAAUCAGAGACACCGUGCUCCACGCACGCAGAUAUGAACCUCCCCGGGAGAAGGCAAGUGGCGGUAGGCCUCCUCCUCAUGUUCCAAGUGUUCUUCCACGGGGCAGGGGGUCAAGGACUGCGGGAUAUGGCUCCAUGCAACAGCAACAUCUACUGUGAUGGUCCCAUACUCGCCGCCAUGCAGGAGGCUCGCUUCUUCAACGAUUCCAAAACGUUUGUUGACCUCAACAUGAAAGCAGACCCAGACGUUGUAAUCGCCGCCUUCGAGAAUAUGACCAAGUCCGGUGACGUCACCAGAGAGAAGCUGGAGGCCUAUCUUGAACGCUACUUCGCUGGGCCUGGAAACGAGUUCGAGAAGUGGGAUCCAUCAGAUUGGAACCCAACCCCACCGUUUCUAAACAAGAUCAAGCAUGGCCCCUACCGAAAGUGGGCGGCAGGUCUGAACGAGCUUUGGAAGGAGCUAGGAAGAAAGGUGAUUCAAGAUGUGAAUGUAAACCAACAGAGAUACUCGCUGCUCUUCUCAGCUCAUCCUUUCAUUAUCCCAGGCGGUAGGUUCAGGGAGUUUUACUACUGGGAUUCCUACUGGGUAAUGAGGGGACUACUUCUCUCGCACAUGAACACGACCGUCAAAGGGAUGCUGAGUAACUUUAUUGCGUUGGUCAAGGAGUACGGCUUUGUACCAAACGGCAGCCGAGUCUACUACACCAGGCGGAGUCAGCCUCCAUUCCUCAUCCCCAGUUUCGCAUCCUACAUCAAUGCAACUGGCGAUGUCUCAUUCCUGAAUGCCAACAUCGCCACCUUGGAGAAUGAGUAUAACUUCUGGAUGAAGAACAGGAGCGUGAUUGUUGAGGCGGCGAACAAGACUUAUACCAUGAAUAGAUAUGAUGUUGACAUGGGUAGACCCAGACCAGAGUCAUACAGGGAGGACAUGGCAACUGCGGCAGGACUCGGCCCAGACGAGGCAGCAGAGCGCUUCGCGGAUUUGGCGUCUGCCGCCGAAUCUGGUUGGGAUUUCUCCAGCAGAUGGCUCCAGAACAACAACACGUCGCUGACGACAAUCAGAACAAGGCAGAUUAUACCAGUCGACUUGAACGCCCUCUUGUGCUGGAAUGAAAAGUUAUUGGGGAAAAUGUACAGAACUUUGAAAAAUAUUGCAAAGGCAGAAACGUUUGAGAAAAUGGCGGCGAUUAGACAGGCGACCAUCAUGAAUGUAUUAUGGGACCCGGAUGAUGGUAUUUGGUAUGAUUGGGAUAUGGUUGCUAAGCGACGACGACCCGGUUACUAUGCCUCCAAUAUCUUGCCGAUGUUUGUCGGUUGUUAUGGAAACGAAAACGGGUCAGAUAAAGAAGAUAUUGAAAAGAGAAUGUUCAUUUAUUUAAAAAAUGUCGGUAUCAUGGAAUAUAAGACCCCCGCACCAACUUCACUGGUCAACUCUGGUCAGCAGUGGGAUUUCCCUAACCUCUGGCCACCAACUCAACACAUGCUGGUUGAAGCCCUCGCCUCCAGCAACUUAAAGGAGGCGCGUACCAUGGCUUUUGACCUGGCUAGGAAGUUCCUAGCCAAUGCUGCAGUGGCCUGGGAUAAACAUAGGUUCAUGUUUGAAAAGUAUGACGUCAGAACGUCGGAACCAGGUGGCGGAGGCGAAUAUGAUGUGCAGGUUGGCUUCGGAUGGACGAAUGGAGUGACACUGCUCCUGCUGGAUAAAUAUGGUGCUGACGUAGGUGUGAGGUCAUCGGCGACCACACUACAAGUAGCAUUCGGACUAGUUUUGUCUAUGAUAAUGUCUGGGAUAGGAUUUACUUAAUAAAAAGGUCCUGUGACGGCGUAGCCAUGAGCCAUCCAUUUUUGGCAAGCUAUUUAUCUUAAACUUUGU
Molecule: messenger RNA, 2128 nt
Organism: Lineus longissimus
Lineage: Eukaryota; Metazoa; Nemertea; Pilidiophora; Heteronemertea; Lineidae
Product: trehalase-like
Exons: 11
Coding region: 290-2059 (589 amino acids)
Biological process (GO): trehalose catabolic process
Molecular function (GO): alpha,alpha-trehalase activity
Source: RefSeq, a predicted model, not a curated record